UCCCUGACAGUUAAAACAAAGUGAAACAUAGGCAGAAACAAACAAAACUGCAAAUCCGAAUUAGUAUAGGGCUUUGUUAUCGGUGUCAGCAACAAACAACUAAGGUCAGCGUCCUCUGCUUUCUGAUAAGGGUUUUUGCAGGGUUUAUUCUUCCUUCAAUUCUAUUAUUUCAUCGAAAAAAAUGGGUUCUUUGGAAAAUGGAACACACAAAGCAAGAGAGGAACAAGAACAAGAACAGGAACAGGAACAGGAAGUAGAACAAGAACCAAUACUAGUGGAGCAAAGUCAGAGGUUUUGCAUGUUCCCCAUUCGCUACAAGCAAAUUUGGGAGAUGUACAAGAAGGCUGAAGCAAGCUUUUGGACUGCUGAAGAGGUUGAUCUCUCCCAUGAUAUACAACAUUGGGAGACUUUGUCUGUCUCUGAGAAGCACUUCAUAACACAUGUCCUGGCUUUUUUUGCUGCUUCUGAUGGAAUUAUCUUGGAGAAUUUGGCUGCAAGGUUUUUGAGCGAUGUUCAAAUCCCGGAGGCUCGGGCGUUUUAUGGGUUUCAGAUAGCAAUGGAGAAUAUUCAUUCUGAAAUGUACAGCUUGCUGCUGGAGACAUAUAUUAAAGAUUCAAGAGAGAAAUAUAGAUUGUUCAAUGCAAUUGAAAAUUUGCCUUGUGUUGCAAGGAAGGCUGAAUGGGCAUUGAGUUGGAUUCGUAGUUCCACUUCAUUUGCAGAGAGACUUGUUGCUUUUGCAUGUGUUGAAGGGAUAUUUUUCUCAGGAAGCUUCUGCUCCAUAUUCUGGCUUAAAAAGAGAGGACUGAUGCCAGGUUUGACAUUCUCAAAUGAGCUAAUCUCUAGGGAUGAGGGUCUUCACUGUGAUUUUGCUUGUCUUUUGUACAGUUUGUUACGAAAGCCUCUAAGUUCUGAUCGGGUUCAUAAGCUUGUACACGAAGCUGUAGAAAUUGAAACUGAGUUUGUCUGUGAGGCCCUCCCUUGUGCGUUGAUUGGCAUGAACUCAACACUCAUGAGCCAGUACAUAAAAUUUGUAGCUGACAGGCUAAUGGCUGCUUUGGGGUACCAAAGAAAGUAUAAUGUGGAAAAUCCCUUUGAUUGGAUGGAGUUUAUCUCUUUGCAAGGGAAGGCUAACUUUUUCGAGAGAAGGGUGGGUGAUUAUCAAAAAGCUUCUGUGAUGUCAAACCUCCAAGAUGCGGGGAAAAACUUUGUUUUCAAGCUUGAUGAGGACUUCUAGCCAUCAUUGAUUUGUAUCAGUUUCUUCAAUUAUUCUGGGGAUGUUGAAUUGAGCAUCGAGAUUUUAUUUACCAGUAUUCUUUUUUUCAGUAACAUGAUUAGUUUACACCAACACAAAUUUGAUUCCUGGGAGAUAUCUUUACUCAGGUUAUUUGUAAUAAUAUGUUUGUUUCUAUUUGUUA
This is a messenger RNA of Vigna angularis (adzuki bean), 1415 nucleotides long. Its product is annotated as ribonucleoside-diphosphate reductase small chain A. Gene Ontology annotation, biological process: deoxyribonucleotide biosynthetic process. Gene Ontology annotation, molecular function: oxidoreductase activity. The record is from RefSeq and is a predicted model, not a curated record. The coding region runs from base 182 to 1234 and encodes 350 amino acids. The transcript has 9 exons. Lineage: Eukaryota; Viridiplantae; Streptophyta; Magnoliopsida; Fabales; Fabaceae.